Molecule: messenger RNA, 3333 nt
Organism: Symbiodinium sp. CCMP2592
Lineage: Eukaryota; Dinophyceae; Suessiales; Symbiodiniaceae
Source: the annotation of a GenBank genome assembly
AUGCUUGUUCCUGAUCAUCUCAGAAUACUGCCUGAGGCGAAGAAGAUCUACGAGAACUUGGAGAAGAAUAAAAAGAGCACGGCCGCACAGAAGCUGGAACAACGGAUCAUCCUGUGCGAAUGUUGCAGCUUCAUGCGCUCCAAGAACCUCUCGGACUAUGACUGGGAGAUAAUUGCCGAGAAUGUGGAAGGCACCAGGGAUCUGUGGCCCAGGUACACCGUUGAAAUGCAGGCCCGUGUCAUCGCGUGCCGUGGUCUGCACAUUCUGCGAGGGGGCUUGGCCAAGCUGGAGGAGCAGGUGCAGCAGCAAGGCACGGGGUUGGUUCCUGGUCUCGUGGGCAUCUUCGCAGCCUUGGAGGACUUCUUCCAGCUUUCCCGGGCCAUGCAGUUGGAACCGACAGACUUCAAUGGAGAGGAGCUGGAAUUUGCGGCCUUGCUAGCCCGCCUCCUGCAGCAGUGUACAUCCGAGGGGUCCGGUGAUGCGGAGGAGUUCAUGGAUAUCGAGGAGCUGUUGUUGCACACCGACGACACGGAUCAGGGCACGGACUUCGCCGAGCACCUCCUGUCGUUCUUCUACGGGGACGACUUGGCCGAAAUGGUGAAGUUGGGGCCACAUGCGUGCGAGCUUCUGGGAUCCCUCUUCAAGAAAAUCUUGGAAGACCUCAAUGGACCCCUUGGCCGGUCGUUGAAGAAGAAGUUGGUGGAUAUCGCCGCGGCGGCGCCCUUUGUUGAAGCACUCGACAGCCUGGAGCGUGUCGCUCGAGCUGUGUGCCACAUCGUGAAUGUGAACCCUGAUCCCAAGUUGAGCCAGCCAAAGGCAGCAGACGUGCAGUUCUUCAUGGCCUACGCAGGGCGUGCACCCUUGGAGCGCCAAUGGAAAAGUUGGUUCGGCAACACAAACGAGUGGUGGACGCAGGAGGUGCAGAGCAUUCUAAAGGUUUCCGGUCGCAGCAUUUUGCUGCAGCCCAAAGUGGAGCAGUUGCAAGGGUUGCUUGAGAAGGAGGAAUUGUCCAGUGGCGACAUGAGCUCGGCCAUUGACCUCUACAUCGAAGUUUCCGCCGGGACACGCGAGAUCGUGCACAAGCCUAUGGGAGAGGACGAAGCCACAGGUGUUGAAGAGUCUGAUGUGUGCACUGGCAUGCCGCUUCCUGCUGAAAGUGAAUUGAACUUUGACAGAACUCUUGAGCUUCUAGGAGAAGAGCUUGAGGAAACAGGGACAGGGCGGCCUUUGCCUUCGCAUCUUGAUGCCUUCGUGCCUUCAGAAAUAGAUAGUGAGCAGAGAGCAGCUUGCAUGCGCGAUCGAGAGGCUGCAAGGGAAGUGGUCAGUUGUGUUGACAGCAGCCUGCUAAAUGAUGCUUUGGAGGAUUCUGUGCUUGCUCUGGGUAGGAGGGUAGUAGACAUUCCUUUGCCUUGGGAGCAGGAGAGCAUGAGCUUGGUGUUCGGUGAAGAUGAUUCAGUGACAAAGCUUUUGGCAGGCCUCCCGAAGCACAUACCUGUGCCUGCUGGGCCUGCUGUGUCCAGCACCAACAUUCAGCCUUCAGACCUUGUUGCCGAGCCACCGGCAAAACGCGCACGACAGAUGCCUGAGAGUGGGGAGUGUUUCAGGGUUGCUAUUUCUUCGAGGGCCUACGACAGUUAUGAGGAAAAGGAAGAGGCUCAAUGGCGACGUGCUCUUGAGAAGUGGCUGGUCAUUCUUACUGAGUGCCCUGGUUCGUCAUAUAUCGGAGAAACAGUUGCCAUCCAAAAGACGGAUGACGCGAUUGAAACCUUGCGUGAACUCUUUGGGCGAAAGAGUGGCAGUACAGUCAUGAAAAGGGGAUCGGCCCUCAUGGGAUACCUCUCAUGGGGGCGAAAGGAAUGCAGGGCCGGUGACCUGUUCCCUUUCAAGUCCGCGCAUCUAGAUGGAUACUUGAAGCACCUGAAGAGCGAAAAAAGGCCCGCCGGGGCUGUCACCAGUUUUCAGGAGUGCGUGAACUUCGCUAUACAUGUGGUCGGCAUUGCUGUCGACGAGUCAGUCCUAGGACCGAAGCAAAGCACUGUGUGGAGCCAUUGGAGUAAAGGCGUCAUCGGUCAGGCUCAGCUGACCAAAGCAGAGCGGAAGCAGGCCACGGUCCUGCCUGUGGCAUACGUUGCAGCCCUGGAACGUAUGCUCGAAGAUGAGUCUGUUAACAGCUUUGAUCGUUACGCCUGCGGUGCCAUCUUGUUUGGGAUCUUCUCUCGGAGCCGAGUGUCGGAUUUGAGAAAGACAUUCGGUUGGUUCCUUGACUUCAGUGAACUUGGAAGUGGAGGGGAAGGUUUCGUAGAGUGCAAGACGCGAGACCACAAGACUGCCAAUGCUGUGGCUCAUACAGGUUUCAGCAUGCCCUUGGUUGCGCCUGCGCGAGGAGUUACAUCUUCAGCAUGGGCCGUGACGUGGGCCAAGGUUGCAGAAGAUGUCGGUUUGGGUUUUAGUUCCACCCGAGUAGGACCCGUGCUUCCUGCACCUGAUCAGAAGGGGGGCUGGACUCGACGAUGUGUCGAUUCGGGAGAGGUCACCAAGUGGAUGCGUGCGUUGCUUGACAAGGCUGGUUGCGAUGUGCCUGAGUCGUCGACCUCGCAUGCCAUCAAAGGGACGUCUUUAAGCUGGUGCUCUAAGUUUGGAAUGGAUAAGCAUACCCGCCUGCGCCUAGGACAUCAUAGCUCGGGCGACGGAUCCUUAGAUGCCUACGAGCGCGACAACCUUGCGCCAGCCCUCUUGAAAUACACUGAAAUGUUGGGAAGCAUCAGACGAGGUGUGUUCAUGCCUGACUUGAGCAGAUCAGGACGGUUCGCUGAUCGUCCGAUUGUGAAAGUCGAAGUGUCAGAGGAUGAGGCUGCAUCGCCGAGCCUGCCUGCGUUUGAUGCUUCUGAAGAGGAGGGAUCUUUAGGCAGGACCACUGAAUCGUUCGAGAAGGUCGAUGCUGUUGCCACUCCGUUAGCAGACCCUGCAACUUGUGGGGAACAGGGCCGCGAGAGUGAGUCGAGCGACAGCUCGAGCGAGUCGGAGCCUGAGUCCGGUGAUGAAUGGGUUAAGGGCGAGGACUUCCGACACCCAGCGAGCAAGCCUAGCACCUGGAGGCCUGAGGCCACCAUGUACAAACAUUCUAGGACUGGCGUUGUUCAUCUCAUGAGUGCUGGGAGCUCAGAUGGGCUUUUCAUAUGCGGAAGGGCCCUCACCAAUGAUCAUGUGGAAGUCAGUGGUGUGCCGUUCCUUGAGUUGCGAAAGUGCAAGCAAUGUGAUUCGGGUCGGCCGGUUAGAGAUGUGGGCAGCUUGAAUGCUGCGCUGCAGCAGAUUAUGAAAUGCAAAGAUAAGUGA